GCCCUGGUCUGAUCUCACAGCUCGUCCCUGUUUGAUCUCAGCUGCAUCAGAGCGCCACUUCUCCCCAGGUUCACUAGAGGAAACACCACUGAACAAAAUGCUUUUCUUUCCAGCUGCUGCUCUGUGCUGUCUCUGUUCAGCUCUGGCUGCCAUGACAACACAGCUGAUUCAGGAUGAUUUAACAUUGACCAGGAAAGUUGAUGGAAGAGUCUACUUCAGCUGUGAAGGCACUGAGCACUGUGACGGAAAUUAUGUAUACUGGUACCAGAAUAGAGACACAGAAACAUUCACAGCUAUUGCUGAUAUUGAUAAGAGUAAUGGUGUCAUAGAUAAGGAGAGAUACAAUCAUCCUCAGAAAGAUGAUUUCUCAGCUGUGUAUAAAAGCAGCUGGAAGUUGCAGAUCCUUAACGUUAGACCCGAUCAUUCAGCCACCUACUACUGCUCCUGUAGAAGACUGAUCCCCACAGUGAGAAAUGAUCCCUGCAGCCUGAACAAAAACCUCCAGAUGUCAAACAGUGUUUCUUACAGGAAGAGAGAGGCAGAUGGAGAGUACAGACGGUACUGGAUCUUUGGCUCUGGAACUAAACUGUUUGUAACAGAUAAGCCAGUAGUGAAGCCCGUGGUGAGAGUGUACCCAGCAGCAUCCAGAGCCCACCUGGAGGGGAGGAGCUCCCUGCUGUGUCUGGCCUCAGCCAUGUUUCCUCCUCUGGUCCAGUUCUCCUGGAAAAAAAGAAAGGAGAAUGGUCCUCUGGAGGAGCUGCCCCCUGCUGAGGGAGAGCAGCUGGAGCUCAGAGAGUUGGGACGCACCGCCUCCAUCUUGCUAAUCCAUCAGCAAGAGAACAGCAAAUAUAAAUACCGCUGCGACGUCAAUCAUGAGUGGGGAUCAGUGAAGGCCCACACAGAACAAGAGGUUUCUAUUCUUCCACCAUCACUUCCACCAGCAGCUUCUGUCCCGUCUCAGUACCAAGUGAAGCUGCUCUGUCUGAUGUACACACAGCUGAUAGUGAAGAGUCUGGUAUACUGCUGUGGACUCUCUCUGCUGAUGAUCCUCAGAAACAAGGGACUGUCCACCAACUGCACACAUGCUGACUGAAUUUUCUGCUCGCCUUUUCUCGACAUGAAAUCUCAUCAAUUCAUCUAAUUUAUCACUUUGAUCAGUAUUAAGAAAUAUCAAUUAUGAUGUGUUGUAUAUUUCAUCCUAAACAUACUUAUAGGCUACAUAUAAUUUUGAUAUAUAUAAUUUUUUUUUAUUUGAUACUGAUUAUUUCUACUUUAAAUUAUGACUUGUAUAUUGAUAGAAAAUUAACGUGAAUCAU
Perca fluviatilis (European perch) is the source of this 1316-nucleotide messenger RNA. Its product is annotated as immunoglobulin lambda-1 light chain-like. Bases 98 to 1093 code for a protein of 331 amino acids. NCBI's taxonomy places the organism in Eukaryota, Metazoa, Chordata, Actinopteri, Perciformes, Percidae. The record is from RefSeq and is a predicted model, not a curated record. The transcript has 5 exons.